Messenger RNA from Brassica rapa (field mustard), 1467 nucleotides. Its product is annotated as probable aldo-keto reductase 6. The record is from RefSeq and is a predicted model, not a curated record. Gene Ontology annotation, cellular component: cytoplasm. NCBI's taxonomy places the organism in Eukaryota, Viridiplantae, Streptophyta, Magnoliopsida, Brassicales, Brassicaceae.
AGAUGAUGUAAGCAUGAUCUGGAAGACAAAGUAAACAUCAACACAUAAACAUUCUUGAAAAGUCUUGAAAGACUACAGUUUUGGUUUUUCUUCAUACAGUCAGACGUACAAAACUGAAAAGUCUUGAGAGCCUACACUUUUGUUUUGUCCUCUUUGCUUUUUGACUUCGAACCUACAGUCUGGCGCCUAUCCACUUUAUAAAAUUCCAUUGGCUUCUCCUUAUGCUAAAAAAAAAAACCUUUUUGUGUUGAAACACAUAUUCAUUGAAUCAUUUUGCUUAGUCCUGGAAAGGUUCAUUCAUCAAUGGCGGAAGAAGCUUACAAAGUUCCUAGGAUGAAGCUGGGGAGCCAAGGCCUUGAGGUUUCAGCUCAGGGACUUGGUGUCAUGGGUCUCUCCGCUUUCUACGGCGCUCCGACACCUGAUACAAAGGCCGUCGCUCUUCUUCGUCACGCCAUUAACUCUGGAAUCACAUUCUUAGACACCUCCGACUUCUAUGGCCCCGAGACAAACGAGCUGCUCCUGGGAAAGGCUUUGAAAGAUGGGUUGAGGGAGAAAGUGGAAUUAGCGACAAAGUUUGGGCUCGUUACUUCUGAAGAUGGAAAGUUAGGUUUUAGGGGAGAUCCAAACUAUGUGAGGUCUGCUUGUGAGGCAAGUUUAAGGCGUCUUGGUGUUACCUGCAUUGAUCUUUAUUACCAGCAUAGGAUUGAUACCACUGUCCCCAUAGAAGUCACGAUGGGAGAACUGAAGAAGCUAGUGGAAGAAGGCAGAAUAAAAUACAUCGGUUUGUCUGAAGCAUCUGCCUCAACUAUCAGAAGAGCACAUGCAGUACACCCGAUAACCGCUCUGCAAAUAGAAUGGUCCUUAUGGUCAAGAGACGUGGAAGAAUAUAUCAUUCCCACCUGCAGGGAACUUGGGAUUGGAAUUGUAGCUUAUAGUCCUCUAGGAAGGGGUUUCUUGGCAUCAGGAACCAAACUUGUUGAGAAUCUUGAGCACGGUGAUCCUCGAAAGAGUCUACCGAGAUUCAAAGAGGAGAAUCUAGAGCACAAUAAGAUUGUCUUCGAGAAAGUCCAAGCGAUAGCAACAAGCAAAAGCUGCACUCCUGCACAACUAGCUCUUGCAUGGGUUCACCACCAAGGAGAUGAUGUCUGUCCCAUUCCAGGAACCACCAAAAUCGAAAACCUCAAUCAGAACAUUGGAGCUUUAUCCGUUAAACUCACUCCUGAUGACAUGGCUGACCUUGAAGCCAUUGCUAGACCGGAUUUCGUGAAAGGGGAACGAUAUUGGGACGUAAUAACUACUUACGACCACGCUGAAACUUCACCAUUGUCUUCUUGGAAACAAGUAUAAUUACUGAACCACAGAGAAAGUCCCCAGCUUUGAGACCCAAUAGUAGUUUUCAUAUCCCAUGUAAUUAGGGUUACUCAUGCAUAUAUAUAAUUAUAAUAUCUAUAUACAUUCGUUUCUUUA